CGGAAGAACAAGACGGCGAAGAAAUUCGCCAACCGCCUGUUCAGCAGCGCCGCUUCGGUCUGCGACAGGUGGGACCGCGGCGUCUUGCGGGGCGCCACGUCCGAGCGGAUGCACGGCGUCGCGGACGACGGGUUCGCCGAGGACGCGGCGCUCCUGCAGCCGAGCAUGCCCGCGUCCAGGCGGCUGGCGGCGGAGCUGAGGGCGGCGUUCGGCCUCCCUGGGCUGGAGUUCACGGUCGCCAAGUACGGUCGCCUGAACGAGUGCGACCGCGUGUCCGUGGGCGACGCCGCGGUGCUGUGGGACGCGGGGGGCGGCUAA
Molecule: messenger RNA, 318 nt
Organism: Prorocentrum cordatum
Lineage: Eukaryota; Dinophyceae; Prorocentrales; Prorocentraceae
Source: the annotation of a GenBank genome assembly